Monosiga brevicollis MX1 is the source of this 342-nucleotide messenger RNA. RefSeq lists its product as uncharacterized. The coding region runs from base 1 to 342 and encodes 113 amino acids. The record is from RefSeq and is a predicted model, not a curated record. Lineage: Eukaryota; Choanoflagellata; Craspedida; Salpingoecidae. The transcript has 3 exons.
AUGUCUGGUCGCAUCUUCCCCUGGUUCCAUGGCAAGCUGAGCCGGGACGAGGUCGAGAGCCGCCUCAAGGCUGUCUGUGCGGGUCGUGACUAUGAUGAUGUCGUCUACCUCGUCCGCGAAAAAUCCGAUUCCGAUCGGGACCUGGUCCUUUCCUGGAUGAAUGUCAAAACCCAGAGUGCAACUCACUUUGUGGUCAAAAUGAUGGGCGCGGGCAGGUGGAAGGGCGUACCAGCUACUUUUCCGAGAUCCAAGAGCUUUUGGACCACUUUCACGUUCGUUCGUCGCCGCUCGUCCGUCACCAUGACUUCUGGCACCAUGACUUCUUUUGUCUCUCAACUUUGA